Molecule: messenger RNA, 8652 nt
Organism: Ictidomys tridecemlineatus (thirteen-lined ground squirrel)
Lineage: Eukaryota; Metazoa; Chordata; Mammalia; Rodentia; Sciuridae
Source: RefSeq, a predicted model, not a curated record
AAGAGGGAGAAUCUAAAACCAGUCUGCUAGAAGAGUCUUCUAUCACAUAGCAAGGGAAUGGAAUGGCUUACUCCUCUGCCCUCUGCUGGUUAGAAGCAAGUCACGGUCCCUUCCACACCUAAGGGAAAAGAGUUACAUGCCAAACCUCAGAAGAUCUGAGAAUUCUGUCGGCCACAUCACCCAAGGAUCCUCCUCUGGUCCCAUACAUCAGAACUACUUGGGAAAAAGAACAAGAAACACAAGAAGAGGAGCGUUUGAUGGAAGAAAAGAAAAAGAAAAAGCAGGAAGAAAAGAAAAAGAAGGAAGGUGCUCAGAAAAAGUGCCAGAACCUACUAAGACCUGUUCAAGCCAGCUCCAACCUGCCGGUACCAGUACCAGUACUUCCACCAGCACUAUCUCCAGCAGCAGCAAUGGCAAACGUGCAUCUGCCGGUGGCCAGCAGCCAGCUGCAUCCCGUUACCUGCCUCGAGAGGUGCCUCCACGCUUCCGCCAGCAAGAACAGAAGCAGCUGUUAAAGAGAGGCCAGCCGUUACCUACAGGGACUCUGACCAGUGUGAGCCCAGCACAGGUUGCUGGUUCUGCAGGGACAAGCCCUCCCCCUCUCCCUGGAGCCGGGUCGCAGCAGCAUCCCAACAAGCUCCAACCAGAUCUUGGUCACAGUGGACUGACAGAUCAUUAUGAAAAUUCCCACUGGGGACAGCAGCCCUCUUACAGAAGCGAUGCCAACUGCAGCUGGGAAAAAGUGAUAAUAGAUAGGACUGACCAGGAGGCGUGGCCUUCCAUCACAGGAACAGAGACUGAAUCUGCCUCAGAAUGUCCUACAGACACUGACUCUGCCUCCAACUGUGGCUCAGAAAACAGUAGCAUGGCUACAGGGAGUGCCCAGGGCAGCUUCACAGGACAUACCAAGAAGACAAAUGGCAAUAACGGCACCAACAGCGCACUGGUCCAAAGCCCUUCUCAUCAGAGUGCCCUUGGGGCAGCAGGAGCUAACGGGAGUGGAGGCACAGGCAGAGCGUGGGGCGUAGCCACCAGCUCCAGCUCUGGCCUGGCUCACUGCUCUGUCAGUGGUGGGGAUGGGAAAAUGGACACCAUGAUUGGCGAUGGGAGAAGUCAGAAUUGCUGGGGUGCUUCCAACUCCAGUGCCGGCAUUAACCUUAACCUUAGUCCUAAUGCCAACCCAGCUGCCUGGCCUGUACUUGGGCACGAAGGAACUGUGGCCACAGGCAACCCUUCCAGUAUUUGCAGUCCAGUCAGUGCCAUAGGUCAGAAUAUGGGCAGCCAGAAUGGGAAUCCAACAGGCACUCUAGGUGCGUGGGGAAACUUGCUGCCACAAGAGAGCACAGAACCACAAACGUCCACGUCUCAGAAUGUGUCUUUCAGCCUACAACCUCAGAACCUUAACACUGAUGGACCAAAUAACACUAACCCCAUGAGCUCCUCACCAAACCCUGUCAAUGCAAUGCAGACUAAUGGACUGCCCAACUGGGGCGUGGCUGUGGGCAUGGGGGCCAUCCUCCCUCCCCAUCUGCAAGGCCUUCCUGGUGCUAAUGGAUCAUCGGCUUCUCAAGGCAGUGGGGGUGGGGGCGAAGGGAUAAGCAACUCUGUGUGGGGACUGACCCCCAGUAACCCUGCCACAGCAAAUAGCAGUUCUGGGUUCAGUCAGGGGAAUGCAGACACUGUGAACUCAGCAUUAAGUGCUAAACAAAAUGGAUCCAGCAGUGCUGUGCAAAAGGAAGAACGGGGAGGGAGCGCCUGGGACUCGGGGCCUCCUGCAGGUCCUGGGGUACUUGCCUGGGGGAGGGGCAGUGGCAGUGGCAGCAGUGGCAUUGGUAACAUCCAUUCAGGAGCGUGGGGCCACCCCAGCCGAGGCUCCUCUAAUGGUAUGAAUGGGGAGUGGGGAAAGCUCCCAAACCAGCAUUCCAGUAGCGACAUCAGUGGGAAAGGACCAGGAGGGUGGGAUGGCCCCAGCUCUGCCAGCCAGACUCCUGCCUUGCAGCCUAGCAGUGAACAUGUGAACUCUUGGGCCAAAGCUGCAUCUUCUGGAACUACAGCGAGCGAAGGGAGUAGUGAUGGGUCUGGCAAUCACAAUGAAGGAGGCCCUGGGAGGGAAGGAGCAGGAGAGGGCCGGAGGCGGGAUAAAGGGGUGAUAGACCAGGGACAUAUCCAGUUGCCAAGGAAUGAUCUCGACCCAAGAGUUCUGUCCAACACUGGUUGGGGACAGACUCCUGUAAAGCAAAACACUGCCUGGGAAUUUGAAGAAUCCCCUAGGUCAGAAAGAAAAAAUGACAAUGGGACAGAGGCCUGGGGUUGUGCAGCUACUCAGUCUUCAAACUCAGGGGGGAAGAACGAUGGGUCCAUCAUGAACAGUACAAAUACCUCUUCAGUAUCGGGGUGGGCCAGCUCACCGCCUGCUGCUGUGCCAGCAAACACAGGCUGGGGAGACAGCAACAACAAAGCACCAAGUGGCCCUGGGGUCUGGGGGGACUCGAUAAGCUCUACUGCUGUUAAUAAUGCUGCUGCUGCCAAGAGCAGCCAUGCUUGGAGUGGGACCGUGAAUCAGGAGGACAAGUCACCCACCUGGGGUGAGCCUCAAAAACCCAAAUCCCAAAACUGGGGAGAUGGACAAAGAUCAAAUCCAUCCUGGAGUGCAGGAGGGGGAGACUGGGCAGAUUCAUCAUCUGUCCUUGGACACCUGGGGGAUGGGAAGAAAAAUGGCUCUGGAUGGGAUGCUGAGAGUAAUAGAUCAGGGUCUGGUUGGAAUGAUGCCACAAGAUCUGGGACCAGUGGCUGGGGCAGCAGCACAAAUACAAAGGUGAAUCCAGGUACCAACUGGGGGGAGUCCCUAAAACCUGGUCCCCAACAGAACUGGGCAAACAAGUCCCAAGACAACAAUGUGAGUAACUGGGGAGGAGCUGCUUCUGUUAAACAGACAGGGACAGGCUGGAUUGGAGGCCCAGUGCCAGUCAAGCAGAAGGACAGCAGUGAGGCAACUGGCUGGGAAGAACCCUCUCCACCGUCCAUCCGGCGAAAGAUGGAAAUUGAUGACGGUACCUCAGCUUGGGGGGACCCAAGCAACUACAACAAUAAAACUGUAAACAUGUGGGAUAGAAACAACCCAGUUAUCCAGAGCAGUACCACCACCACCACCACCACCCCCUCCUCCACAAGCAACCCUGCACACCGGGGCGGGACACCACCCCCGCACCAGGCCAGCACACAGCUGAAUCGGUCACCAUUGCUUGGGCCAGUUUCCUCAGGCUGGGGAGAAAUGCCCAGUGCUCACGCAAAGGCUGAAAACUCAUGGGGGGAGCCAUCCCCCCCUUCCACCCUGGUGGACAACGGCACAGCCGCAUGGGGGAAGCCACCCAGCAGUGGCAGCGGGUGGGGAGAUCACCCUGCUGAGUCAACGGGGACAUUCGGAAGAGCCAGUGCUCCCACUGCCACCCCAGCCCUGUGCAAGCCAGCUUCCAAAUCUAUGCAAGAAGGCUGGGGCAGUGGUGGGGAUGAAGUGAACCUGGGCCCCAGCCAGUGGGAGGACGAGGAAGGGGACCUGUGGAACAAUGCUGCUUCCCAAGAAAGCACUUCCUCCUGCAGCUCCUGGGGCAAUGCCCCCAAAAAGGGACUUCAAAAGGGCAUGAAGACAUCUGGCAAGCAGGAUGAGGCCUGGAUCAUGAGUCGGCUGAUCAAACAACUCACAGACAUGGGCUUCCCAAGGGAGCCAGCCGAGGAGGCCCUGAAGAGCAACAGCAUGAACCUGGACCAGGCCAUGAGCGCUCUGCUGGAAAAGAAGGUGGACAUGGACAAGCGUGGACUGGGAGUGACUGACUAUAAUGGGAUGGUCACCAAACCCCUCGGCUGCCGCCCACCAAUCUCCAAAGAGUCUUCCAUGGACCGCCCCACCUUUCUUGACAAGCUCACCCUUUCUUUCUCCAAUCAGGAUGGCGGCCUCGUGGAAGAGCCCACGACUUCACCAUUUUUGCCUUCCCCAAGCCUGAAGCUCCCCCUUUCCAACAGUGCACUCCCCAAUCAGGCCCUGGGUGGGAUUGCCUCAGGGCUGGGCAUGCAAAACUUGAACUCUUCCAGACAGAUCCCGAGUGGCAAUCUGGGUGUGUUUGGCAAUAGCGGAGCAGCACAAGCCAGGACCAUGCAGCAGCCGCCGCAGCCACCAGUGCAGCCUCUUAACUCCUCCCAGCCCAGCCUCCGUGCUCAAGUGCCUCAGUUUCUAUCCCCUCAGGUUCAAGCACAGCUUUUGCAGUUUGCAGCAAAAAACAUUGGUCUCAACCCUGCACUAUUAACCUCGCCAAUUAACCCUCAGCAUAUGACGAUGUUGAACCAGCUCCAUCAGCUGCAGCUGGCAUACCAACGUUUACAAAUCCAGCAGCAGAUGUUACAGGCCCAGCGUAAUGUUUCCGGACCCAUGAGACAACAGGAGCAGCAAGUUGCGCGCACAAUCACUAAUCUGCAGCAGCAGAUCCAACAGCACCAGCGCCAGCUGGCCCAGGCCCUGCUUGUGAAGCAGCCUCCGCCGCCGCCACCCCCGCCGCACCUGUCUCUGCACCCCUCUGCAGGCAAAUCGGCCAUGGACAACUUCCCCCCUCACCCCCAAGCUCCUGGCCUACCUGACCUGCAGACCAAAGAGCAGCAGUCUUCACCCAACACCUUUGCUCCUUACCCUCUCGCUGGACUGAACCCAAACAUGAAUGUCAGCAGCAUGGACAUUACCAGUGGUUUGUCGGUGAAAGACCCAUCUCAGUCCCAGUCACGCCUCCCUCAGUGGACACACCCCAACUCCAUGGACAGCUUGUCCAGUGCUGCUUCUCCUUUGGAUCAGAAUCCUAGCAAGCACGGUGCUAUCCCUGGAGGUCUAAGCAUUGGGCCUCCAGGUAAGUCCUCCAUUGACGACUCCUAUGGCCGGUACGAUUUAAUCCAGAACAGUGAGUCACCAGCCAGUCCUCCUGUAGCUGUGCCCCAUAGCUGGUCACGUGCCAAAUCUGACAGUGAUAAAAUCUCAAAUGGCUCCAGCAUCAACUGGCCCCCAGAAUUCCAUCCUGGAGUUCCGUGGAAAGGACUUCAGAAUAUCGAUCCUGAGAAUGACCCUGACGUCACUCCUGGCAGUGUCCCCACCGGGCCUACAAUCAACACCACCAUCCAGGAUGUCAACCGCUACCUCCUCAAGAGUGGAGGGUCCUCCCCACCAUCCUCUCAGAAUGCCACACUGCCUUCCUCGAGUGCCUGGCCGCUCAGUGCCCCCGGCUACAGUGGCUCUUUGAGCAGCAUUGCCUCCUCACCUAGUGCUGCAGGUAAACUGUCAGACAUUAAAUCGACGUGGUCCUCUGGCGCAGCGUCCCACACGCAAGCCUCUCUGUCUCAUGAGCUGUGGAAGGUGCCGAGAAACACUACUGCACCCACCAGGCCCCCUCCAGGGCUUGCCAAUCCCAAGCCUUCCUCCACCUGGGGUGCCAGCCCCCUCGGCUGGACCAGCUCCUACUCCUCUGGUUCUGCUUGGAGCACCGACACCUCAGGAAGAACAAGCAGCUGGCUUGUUCUUCGCAACCUCACACCCCAGAUUGAUGGUUCUACACUGCGGACGCUGUGUCUGCAGCACGGGCCUCUCAUCACAUUCCAUCUGAACCUGACUCAAGGCAACGCUGUGGUCCGCUACAGCUCCAAGGAGGAGGCGGCCAAGGCCCAGAAGUCUCUGCACAUGUGCGUGCUGGGAAACACUACCAUCUUGGCAGAGUUCGCCAGUGAAGAGGAAGUGAACCGGUUCCUAGCCCAAGGCCAAGCCCUGCCACCCACGUCCAGCUGGCAGUCCAGCAGUGGGAACAGCCAGCCCCGACUGGGCGCCUCAGGCAGCACCCAUGGGCUGGUGCGCAGCGAGGCGGCCCACUGGAACACCCCCUGCCUGGGCGGCAAGGGGAGCAGCGAGCUGCUGUGGGGCGGGGUGCCCCAGUAUUCCAGUAGCCUCUGGGGCCCGCCCAGCACCGAGGAUGGCAGGGUGAUCGGCAGCCCCACCCCACUGAACACACUGCUGCCUGGGGACCUGCUUAGCGGGGAGUCCAUCUAGGGCCAGGGUCACCUGCACCAGGAGGAGAGCUGACCUUUCCAGUCCCGGGCACUGUGGCCCCAGGACCAGCAGCCCGCGGCCCUUUCGAGUACCUCUGUCCAGUUCCGAAGAUGAACCUUCACCGCAGCCCUUGUGAACUGUUUCCAAAACAGUGCAGGCUGCGUUUGGUCAGUGUCACGUGCUAACGACAGGAUGUUCCUCAUAGCUUUUUAUUUUGUGUCGUCUUAUGUUUGUAUGGUGUGUUGUCAUUUUGAGUUUUUAAGUAUAAAAGCUGCUUAGAAUAGUUCUAUCAUGAAGGGCACUUUUCAGAUUGUGGGCUGGAAAGGGUUAUUUUAUCACGGGGAGGGAGGGAGGGAGGGAGAUGGAAGCCUAUUAAGUGAGCCUGUGACGAUUAUGCACAUUACCAGAGGCGGCGGGUGGGGCAGGGCAGGUCGGGCAAGGUCGCUGGCACUGAGCAGAGCGGCACCGUCGCCCUCUGCCCUCUGUUCCCCUGGAUCCGCCUAUGCACAUUACCCUUGUUUCAUUACUUUUUCAUGUCAUUUUUUUUUAAUCCCAAAAAAUAUUUUUUAAAAGUUAAAAAAAAAAAGACAUAUCAAACAUGCAAAUACUUGAAUCCAGCAGGCCAAUAAUGAAAUGUGAACACUUUCUAAGUCUAAUUCUACACUUCCAGGUUGACAUCAGUACACAGAAACAGGCUCUAGGAAAAAUUUCUUAAGUUCAUAGCCUAUGUGUGCGAGUGUGCAUGGGAAACAGUGUGGGGGGUGUGUGUGUGUGCACGUGUGCUCCUGAACAGUACACACUUCGUGUGUGUGUGUGUGUGUGUGUGUGUGUGUGUAUAGAGUGCAAGGGAUUUAACUGUGGGUUUUCCCUUUUAUUCAGUAUAUGCUUUUAUUUGGCGCAUUGGUCAAACGUUUGUUAUUAUUAGCUUCUAACUUUGCACUGAGGUGUCCCUGCCCUUCCUUCAGCUAAUCCUAAACAGUAAAGAGAAUUCACAGGACAGGGCUGGCGACAAUUCACGUGUAAAUGUUUACUCAAGGACUCUGUUAUUGCAUCUAAAACUGCAGUGUAUAUCUCUGGAGAAAUGAUAUGUAUCUCUACCUUUAGCAGCUUUUUAUUGUGGACUAAUGCAAGAAGUCAUUACCAGAGUAUUGCACCAUUUUCCAUUUGGAAUAUAAGGUUAAAGAGAAAGAACUGAUGUUGAACUGUGGCCAUAGAUACUUGUAAAGAGCGACGGUUCCGCGGCAGCAGCGGGACAAGCACUUGGACGUGGUUAAGACUGCUUUCAGCGGAGCCCGGGGUUUGGGCUCCCACCUGUUUACAGACCUUUUUUUCUCCUUCAGACUUUAAAAUGAAAAUUUUAAAAAGGAAUUUAAAAAAAGAAAAAAGAAAAAAAAAAGACUUCUGUCGUAAAGAACCCUAUUUUCAGAAUGCAGACGCGCUACUUCAGAGCUCUGGGAUUGGACAGUGCCGUCCCCCUUCGGCCGUCGUCGUGGACUCUGUCGACUGUCCUCGCCCCUUCGUCGAGGUGACGAGGCGCUGUGGUCACUGUCUUGCACAUGCCGGACGCGCUCUCAGGAAAGCCAGGGCUCCCGAGGGCAGCUCCACACCAUUUCAUGUAUUUUUAAACCCAACUCCUAGCACUGAAGAUGUUAUUAAAAAAAAAAAUAAUAAAAAUUUAAAAAAAGAAAGAAAAAAAGAAAAAAGAAAAAAAAACCACAAAGAUGAAAAAUACCUAAUCUCUAAUGUGUAGCAGUUACAUAUUUACCAAAUAAUGGACUCAAAAGAAAUAGAUGUUUGAAGAGUGCUUUAUAUAUUAAAAAUUGCUUUAUGUUUUAAAAAUGAUCAAUGUUUUGAUUGUUUUGCAAGGAAGAAAGACAAUGGAAUAACAUACCCUCCAGUAUGUUUUUAAAAAGUCUAUGGACAUUGUGCUCCCUGCCUGCUCGAUCAGGAAACCUGUGCAUUACAUUUUUUUUAAUUAGCUUUUUAAUGAUUUUAUCAAAACAAAAAAACAAAAUUUAAAAAAAAAUAGAAAAAAAAAAAAAGUCCUGCAAGAUUGCAGAUCAACAAAAGCUGGUUUUACAGAGGAUCAUGAACUAUGCACAACCUAGGUUCAGAACUUCCCUCAAGCUUAGUAGUGCAUCUAGCUGACGACCCCUCCUCAGAGUGAGCAUCGCGUUGCCAGUACAUGCAUCCUACAUAUUUGAUAUGCAUAUCAAAUAUACGUGCGCGUGUGUGUGUGCGUGCGUGUGCGUGCGUGAGCACUCAGUCAUACAGCUCCCGUGCUGCCAUUUAGCCCUGAGUCGUAGAGAAAAUUCCCAAUGUUUUAAAUUUGGGGAAUGGAAGAAAGAAUCUGUUUAUUUUGGGGUUUUGUUGGGGAUUUAUUUUUCCUUUUUUUUUUUUUUGACCUUUUAUUUUGAAUUUAAGAUGUCUGUAACUCUUGAGAUUAAAAAACAAGUUUGUGGCUCUUAAUGUUUUUCCUCAUAGAAUGUGUUUGUUGAAGAACAUGCACCGAAAGUUGCUUUCAACAGUACAACGCUUUGUUGAAUCUUAAUAAAUUGCAAUUUUUUUCUUGGCUGUUCAAA